This is a messenger RNA of Pistacia vera, 1965 nucleotides long. Its product is annotated as probable leucine-rich repeat receptor-like protein kinase At1g35710. Gene Ontology annotation, molecular function: protein binding. Bases 55 to 1962 code for a protein of 635 amino acids. The record is from RefSeq and is a predicted model, not a curated record. The transcript has a single exon. NCBI's taxonomy places the organism in Eukaryota, Viridiplantae, Streptophyta, Magnoliopsida, Sapindales, Anacardiaceae.
CAAACUUAUCUUUCUUCAACACCCAUUUUUUUGGUUUCAACUCUCAAAACAUCAAUGGAUUUAUCUUUAACAGUCGUUAUCCUUUUCUUCUCGCCCUUCUUCUUGUUACUUUCAUCUGAAGCCUGUAAUGCAGUUGACAAAGAAGCAUUACUCCAUUUCAAACAUCAAAUCAUUUCUGAUCCGUCUAAUCUAUUGCUGUCAUGGAAUAUUUCCUCCGAUUGUUGCACUGAUUGGGAAGGUGUAUCCUGUGAUUCCUCAAAAAGAGUCGUUAAUGUCUCGCGUCCAGGCCUUCUUUCUGAGAGCGACUUCAUUGUGGACACUUACAUGACGGGAACUCUAUCUCCUUUUCUGGGAAAUUUAUCCAAUCUUCAAUUGCUAGACUUGAGCGAUCUCAAGGAGUUGAAGGGUCUAAUACCACCAGAAUUUGGCAAGUUAUCUCAUCUUACGCAUCUCUUUCUUAAUUCCAACAAACUUAAAGGUUCAAUACCAAUGACCUUCAAGUACCUUCUUCGACUGGAGAAGCUCUAUCUUGAUGAUAAUUAUUUAUCCGGCGGUGUUCCUGCUUCUCUUAUUGGAACUCUGACAUCACUCUCUGAGUUGGGUCUAUCUGGGAAUCAAUUAUCUGCCUCCAUUCCAAAUACUAUUGGCAAGCUGGAAAUGUUGACUAAACUUGAUGUUCAUGGGAACAAAUUCUCUGGAAGUAUUCCAGCUGGAAUUGGUGAACUCAGUAACCUGAAUUAUCUUGAUUUGUCUGCGAAUAAAUUAACAGGAAGCAUUCCACAUUCCAUUGGUAAACUUUCUUCAUUAGUACUUUUAUAUUUGAAUCAAAACCAGAUUUCCGGAAGCAUUCCUUCUUCAAUUUCUGGGCUUAUUUCACUUCAGUUCUGCCGGUUAUCAGAAAACAAGCUAACGGGAAGUUUACCGGCAUCAAUCGGCAUGCUCUCGAAUAUCCAAAGACUAAUUCUUGAGAACAAUAGGCUCACUGGAGAGUUACCAGCAACCAUUGGCCGUCUAGCUACACUCACUGAUAUAUUCUUUUCAAACAACCAUUUCUCAGGCAAGAUUCCUUCAAGUUUUGGCAAUUUACAAAACCUUCAAACAUUGGAUUUGUCAAGAAACCAACUCUCCGGGCCAAUUCCUCCUCAGCUAGCUAAAGUGCAAAGGUUACAGUAUUUGGAUUUGUCAUUCAAUCCUCUAGGAAUUGUUAGCAUACCAAAGUGGUUUCCAAAAAUGAAAUUAUUUCGGCUAAUGUUGGCAAAGACUGGGAUUGAAGGGAAGCUUCCAAGUUGGUUAUCUUCAUCAUCCAUAUCCAUGCUGGACUUAUCAAGCAAUGGUUUGGUAGGUAAAUUGCCUCAUUGGAUUGGGAACAUGACCAACCUUUCAUUUUUGAAUAUUUCAAACAAUGGCUUUUACUCAUCAAUCCCCAUUGAAUUCAAAAACCUUUCACUUCUAAUGGACCUCGAUCUUCAUUCCAACAAGUUUACUGGUCACAUGAAGACAAUUUUCUCAAAAAAAACCCAGGACCCACUAGGCCAUUUUAAUUCCAUUGAUCUUUCUAACAAUAUGUUCAUUGGUCCAAUUGAUGAUAAUGUUGGUGAGAUCCCUACAAUGACUGAUAUCAAAUCUUUGGUUUUAUCCCACAACCCACUUGGGGGACCAAUACCAAAGUCAUUUGGAAAACUGAGUUCAUUGCAAGUAUUGGAGCUAGAAGGCAAUAGUCUUUCCGGGAAGAUACCAAUUGAGCUUGGUGAUGCUAAGGAAUUGACAACUAUUUUGCUUUCAAAGAACAAGCUAAGUGGAACUAUCCCGGAGAAUGUGAUGAAUCUGAAAAAACUUCAAAAUUUUGACGUGUCUAGCAAUAGACUGAGUGGCAGGAUUCCUCCUCAUAAAGCUAAUAUUCCUGUAUCUGCAUUCAAAAAUAAUCCCGGUCUCUGUGGAUCUCCGCUUCCCCCUUGUAAAUAGCAU